AUGAUUCUAUGCAGCGAAGUUCCAGCACUGAUUCCUUCCCCGCCAGAGUCAAAUGGAUUCGAUUGUUUCGUAGUAUAUCCCACUACAUCGACACCCUACAAAGCCGAAAAAUCGGAGCCCACUGUGGACUUUGUCUUCAUUCACGGAAUCACGGGAUCUCAAACUGCAACAUGGACGGCCGAGAACGACCAAGGAGUGAAAGUACUGUGGCCGCGAGAUCUCCUCCCUGACAAGAUUCCCGACUGCCGGGUCAUCAUGUACGGCUAUGACGCCAACGUCGUCAACUUUUGGGCCGAAGCGAGCCAAAAUUGCCUCUAUCAACAUGCUAGAGACCUGUUCAACAGCAGGCCGAUCAUCUUCGUUGUACACAGCAUGGGCGGUCUUGUCGUUGCUGAUGCCUUGCACCGAGCCAAAGACGCCCUGGAUAGGUAUGAAGAAGACGUCUACCACUUGACAUACGCCAUUGCUUUCUUGGGCACGCCUCAUCUGGGGGCGGAACUGGCAUCCUGGGCCUCUGUUGGUGCCAAGUUUCUCUACCCCUUCAAACGGACCAACGUACGCUUGGUGAAAGUACUGGAAACGCGAUCCGAAGAGCUUCGGGAUAUUCAGCAGCGUUUCCAUCUGAUGCUGAGGAAAAGAGCGAUGGCCUGCUCCAAGCAACCAUCCGAUUCGCCCUAUCCAAUCAAACUUUAUUGUUUCUAUGAGUCUGAAGCAUUGAAAAUAGUGGGCAAGGUCGUUGAAGAGAAAAGUGCCGUGCUGAGCGAUUGGGGCUCGGCUUCCAUCCAUGCCAACCAUAUGGGGAUGACUCGCUUUCCACAUGAGAAUGACGAUGGAUUCAGGAGAGUAUGUGGGCGUUUGUCGGUCUGGGUUAAAGAAUUAAGGGAUCGACGCUCAGCCCAGGCCAGCGCACAAAUAGCAGUCCAGACUGCCACUAUGCCUGGUGCUACGCAGAGGUCCGAAUUGGAGGUUUCCAAGACCCAAGGCGUAGAGGCGCCGACCUCAGUGUCGGCUCAGAUACCUCCAGCCACUGCCCUGUCACCACUCCAACAGCAUCAUCAGCAGCAGCAGUACCAACCGCCCCGUCUGCCGCCCCAACAAGCUGCCGAGCCCCCGAGUGAGACACCAGACCCUGGGCAGGAGCAACCGACUGAACUACCGGAUCGGCCGGCACAGCAGGGUCGGGGCGAGCAUCCAAAACAGCAGCCCGCAUAUUUCCCGAUUGGACAGCCAGUAAGAGAGAAGAAACACCCAAAGAAAUCCAAGAAAAGUCAGAGCAGCGGCCCAACGUUCAACUUCAAUGGGCCCCGUGGAGGCCAAUGGCAGGUAGCAGGUGGUGAUAUAAACAAUCGCGGACGUGCGUUUGGCGGUAAAACUAGCAAUGUAAAAGGGGGCGACAGCAAGGAGGACGAUUCUAGCGAAGAGUCGGCCGGCGGUGAUUGA
Messenger RNA from Cladophialophora psammophila CBS 110553, 1440 nucleotides. RefSeq lists its product as uncharacterized. Lineage: Eukaryota; Fungi; Ascomycota; Eurotiomycetes; Chaetothyriales; Herpotrichiellaceae. The coding region runs from base 1 to 1440 and encodes 479 amino acids. The transcript is spliced from 3 exons. The record is from RefSeq and is a predicted model, not a curated record.